Molecule: messenger RNA, 3724 nt
Organism: Phyllostomus hastatus (greater spear-nosed bat)
Lineage: Eukaryota; Metazoa; Chordata; Mammalia; Chiroptera; Phyllostomidae
Gene: METTL21C
Product: methyltransferase 21C, AARS1 lysine
Exons: 4
Coding region: 257-901 (214 amino acids)
Biological process (GO): peptidyl-lysine methylation
Cellular component (GO): cytoplasm; cytosol
Molecular function (GO): protein-lysine N-methyltransferase activity
Source: RefSeq, a predicted model, not a curated record
UCCAUCUUAGUAACGCAAGUGAAUAUAAUGAAAUGAAAGUUAAAGUUCAAAUAAAACAUACUACUAAUUGUAUUCAGUUCUUAGAGCUCUUCCAAUGUGAAUACAUUCCGUUGUUUAAGGAGACAGAUAGUGAAAUAUAUUAGAAAAGGGGGAUCUUGCUGAAGAAUAUCAAUUUUUCAUCUCUGGGUUCUCUGCAUCUUUACCAAGAAUCAGGGACAGAGAAGACGAUAAUGACAAGAAAGUGGUUGCAGAGAUCAUGGCAAGAUGUUUUAUUCCAACUCUAGUCACAGCCACCUCCUGGGAGGAAUUUCAUUUUGUUGGUCAUGAGAUUCGAAUAACUGAAGCCAUGGAUUGUUAUGGUGCUGUUGUUUGGCCAUCGGCCCUUGUUCUAUGCUAUUUUCUGGAAACAAAUGUAAAACAGUACAAUAUGAUUGACAAAAAUGUGAUUGAAAUUGGAGCUGGAACAGGGCUAGUUUCCAUUGUGGCAAGUUUACUAGGUGCACAUGUGACUGCCACAGAUUUACCUGAAUUACUUGGAAACCUGCAAUAUAAUAUUUCCCGAAACACCAAAAUGAAAUGCAAGCAUUUGCCUCAGGUUAAAGAACUCUCUUGGGGCAUAGCUUUAGACAAGAACUUCCCUAAGUCUUCCAACAAUUUUGACUACAUUCUGGCGGCUGAUGUUGUCUAUGCUCAUCCUUUCCUGGAAGAACUUCUCAUUACUUUUGACCAUCUGUGCAAAGAAACUACCAUCAUCCUCUGGGUUAUGAAAUUCAGAUUAGAGAAAGAAAAUAAAUUUGUAGAUAGGUUUAAGGAGUUGUUUGACCUGGAGGAGAUUUCUAGUUUCCCUAGCCUGAAUAUUAAGUUGUAUAAAGCUAUAAAAAAAAAUAGAAGGAGUGCAUGAUAUCCUCAAAGGUGGACUUGGAAAGCAAAGGCAGACUUGGAAAGCAAAGGCAAUAUUAGUAGAUUAUGACUUUAAAGAAGACCAUGGAUAAUCUGAUAUAGCAUUGACUUUCCCAAAAGGGAACACACACACACACACACACACACAAACACUUUUGUUACACCACAGUUAGGGGUUUUCUGAGAUAGUGCAUAUGGGUCUGGAGGAUGGCAAAACCAUACUAUGUGGUUAUUGGUUAGGAAAAUGUCUGCUUUCCUUAUCCCUCCCUCCAUAUCACCAUUUAUUAUUAUGGUCAUUUUAAUACAUAGUACAAUUAUUGUUACUUUUAAUGUGUGACUAUAUAAUACUGGUUUUUAAUAAUGACAUCUCUAAAAUAAAUAUUCUUAUUGUUUUGAACAUAAGCUCAUAUGAUUCUCUCCUUAGAAAUAAAAAAUGGACUAUACUGGGAUCUGCAAAUAAGUCUGAAAAGGCAAAUACAUAAUAUAAUGGUAAAUGUUAGAUUAUUGUGGUUUUUGUUAGACUGCCAACUUAUAGGCAGUCUAUCAUUUCUUCUUGGCAGGGUGGUCCUCCAGCACAACCUCUGAAAUCAAUUGAGCUUGUGGAUUUGAGGUUAUAGGCAAAGACAUUUCACUCUAGUAAAGGACAAAGGAGUGGGAGCAAACAUAAAAGCAGUUGGGAUUUUGUAGGAGUUAUUGUCUUAUUUUUAAGCCAAAUGAAAUUAUUAUUUGUUUUAUCACAGAAACGGAAAUAUAAAAACUUUGAGUUGAGAAUACAUGUUAAAAUGUUUAGGUUCUAAUCUCAAAUAACCAAAGGUUAUUCUCGAAAUUUAAAGCUCUUUUAAUGAACACAUAUAGAUCUAGAUAUUUGAAAUCCUAUGUGAUUUUUCAUAUGGGCCUUAAGAGAUUAGAAUAAGUCUGAAGUAAUUAAAAUCAGUGCAAGGAGAGCAAAUAAGAAUUUUUUGCCACGUAACAAGAGUGUAUUGUUGGUAACUACUCUUCAGUGUCCCCUCUAAUGUUUGCUAGGCUAUCAGUGCCCUUGGGGGAUACUUGCUCUCCUAUGCUCAGCCCUUCCUGCUUUGCUGGAAGUUCUCAAACCACUUGGGUUGAGUAUAGCUAAAAAAUUAUUUCCUAGGAAUCCUGAUCUGUAAGCCAGGAUGCAAAUAUGUUCCCAGUGGAAUUUUUGGUAUGUGCAGUUCAUAGGGCCAUCUCUUAAUAAUUCCUAGUAUUUAUGUGGCUCUUUAUAGUUUUCACAGCCUGUUGCAAGCAUAAUCAUUUAAUCCUCACAACCCUUCUAAGAAGUAUAAGUAUUAUCCCUACUUCAUAGACAAAGAAACUGAGGCUGAGAGGGUGAAGUCACUUGUCCAGGCUAUGCAGCUUCAGAGUGGCAGUGAUGGGGCACUCAGGCCCUGGAUUGUGUGAGUCCAGAGCCUGUUCUUUACCAUUGUAUUGCUUUUGCUUAUUUAAAACAAUAAUUUUCACUUUUUUAAGUGAGUAAAGUUGUUUCUUCAAAAUGAAAUCAAUAUCUAGAAAGGUAAUUAAAUACAUUAUGAAAUGAUGAGAACUGGUCCUUUUUAAAUCUUUUCUCUAUUCCUGCUUUAACUGGAUGGUAAGAGUAGCCCAUUUAGAAGGUGACAUUUAAGCAAAGCUGGAAAUUGGUGAGAAAAGUAGCAGUACAGAUAUCUGGAGAGGUAUGUUCCAGGCAGAAGAAUCAGCUAUACAAGCACCAUAAGGCAGGAGCAUGUCAAUACUCAAAGUCAGUGUGCUUGGAGCAGGGUGAGCCAGGGAGACUAUGGAGGGGCUGGAUUGUAUUGGAUUUUUGCUGCAGUCUGGAUACUCUGGAAGCAGACUGAGGCAAAAUUUUGUGUGCAGGUCAUUUGCUAGAGGUUUCUGUUGGAAUCAAAACCUGUGCAAAGGAGCAGAAGCAAGUAGGACAAAAGCAGAGAUCAAUCUGCAAUAAAGGCACAGCUACAGCCUAAGCUGACUCUACCCCCCACAUGGAGUACUGGAUCUAGAGUGGUCUUUCAGAGGUAUCCCAGGUUGGGUUGAGACAUUUGGGCCUUGAUAACCCCAUGUCAUUCAGUCACUGGCUUCCCUGAGAAGGCUCUUUGACCUUGGGUGAAGUGAUUUGUUUCAGUGGACACAAACCCUGAAGACGUUGACAGCUGCAUGCCAUCUCUCAGCAGUGAGGUAAUAAGUCAUUCUGCAGGGGAUCUGGGCAGCACAUCACAGUGUCCACUACACACUUUAAGGUCAUUGGAAGAGCUUUGACUUCUACUCUGGUUCCAAAGGAAUUACUGGAUGCUUUGGAGUAGAAAAGUGUACCAUAUCACUAUAUGUAAGGACCACUCCAAGUGUUGUUUCGAGAGUACUUAUCAAGGUCAAACAGACCUGUUAAGAGGCUGUGGCAGCCUUCCAAGCAAGAGAAGAUGGCAGUUUCUAUCAGGGAAUGUGCCUUGGAAGUGGUGAAAAUGGUCAGUUUUAGAUGUGUUUGGAAAUUAGAGCCAAUAGAACUUCCUACCAUAUUGAAUAUGAGUUUGAGGAGAGAGGAGUCAAGGCUGACUCUUCAGUGUUUGAUCAGAGCUCCUAGACAUAACGUCACAGGCAUAAACUUAGAGAUGGUAAAGCUCAUUCAGGGAGCAAGAGUGAAUACACAGAGAAAAAAGCAAUGACUGAGUCCUGAGGUUGCCUAACAAUAAGAAAUCAGACAUAUCUCUAUCCCAGAUAUUUUUAAAGAUUCUCUUCCCCCACUCCUACCAAAAGUUGUAUUAGUACCUGUUAACUCUGAGAGAUGUAUUUGCUACCACAGUGAUUUUUGAACUGGUCA